CUUCAUCAACCUUACGUAUUCUGUCGUGUAUCUUUUAAUCGGCAAAAAAUCACACACAAAAAAAAAUUGAAAAAUGUUGGAAUUACUGUACAAUAUCCCAUUUGUGGUCCUCGAGCCACCAAAUUUGAAGCUCAAGAGGAUCUCCGUUCCAGUUCCAUCGUCCAAAACAAUCUUUUUCAUGGUCCUGACUUCAUAUUUCCUAGUUUGUGCUGGAAUCAUUUACGACAUAAUUGUGGAACCGCCGUCCAUUGGAAGUACAAUGGAGAAUGGAUAUUCAAAGCCUGUUGCGUUCCUUCCUUAUAGAGUUAAUGGACAGUACAUUAUGGAGGGUCUUGCGUCGUCGUUCUUGUUCACUAUUGGAGGUCUUGGAUUCAUCAUCUUGGACUUGGCAGGUGAAGGAAGUCCAAAACUCAACAAACUUCUUCUUACCUCAUUAGGCUUCAUCUUUGUCUUGGUGUCGUUCUUUACAACUUGGAUCUUUAUGAGAAUGAAGCUUCCUGGCUACUUACAGACAUAAGUUUGAUAUAUUUUUAAGGGCUACAUGCAGUAUCCAUUUCCAAUUCGUCUUUUUUAAAUAAAGUCAGAAAAAUAAUUGCUUUUAUCACAAAAAAAUGUCGGGUUUGAGUUUGAUAAUGAAAUGGUUUUUGAAUUAAUAGCAGGAAAUGG
Molecule: messenger RNA, 666 nt
Organism: Chironomus riparius
Lineage: Eukaryota; Metazoa; Arthropoda; Insecta; Diptera; Chironomidae
Source: the annotation of a GenBank genome assembly